ACUGGAAACCUCCAUUCCACGCCCUUAGUCAUGCACCGGGUGCCCGCCCGGCUCGCUGACAUACUAGGAGAGAUGGUGACGGAAUUGGCCAAUAUGGAGUUGCGGGAUUUACAUCAGGCUCUUUGUGAUCCCUACGCCAGUCCUGCCUUGGGUCUCCUUGUGCAGGCGGUGGCUCGCAAGGAGAGCGCAGUCAGACAAGAUUUCCACCUGGAUACCGAUGGCAUCUUUUUUAAGCAAUUGGUGGCGAAAGCCUUGUGUUUUAAGGACGCUGAUAGGUGUGCCGAAGUUGUAUAUGCCAUGGCCGGCGAGACUAUGAGUAGUCGCUUCCUUGAAGCGGUCUUGUGGCAUACGGCGCCUACUCAGGUCGCAGCUCGCAUUUUCGAGGCGUGCAUUCGGGGUCGGGUGAUGGAAUUUGCCGAGGACAGUGUAGCCAAUUUUGUCCUGCAAACGUGGUUGCAGCGGACAGAGUCGCCUGAGCACUUGAAGGCGGCAUUGGACGAAUUGGCGCCGCGAGUCCGACGGUUGGUGGAGACACGUCGGGCUGGUGUUUUGUGGCGGCUGGCGGGGGCCUGCCUUCGUCUGAGGCAUGGCCAGGAAGAGAUGGUAGACGGCGUCGUCUCUGGCUUGGGAGGAGCCGGUGGGGAGACGAAGAAGGAAGAGGGGACUAACAGCUCUCGGCUUGACAUGGCUGUGCUGGCGUUACAGACGGGGUUGGAACUCGAUGUGGGACAAGGCCAUAGGGAAGGAGGGCAUGGGACGGAGCAUGACAGGCGAUUGCACCUCAACGUGCCUGGCGCGCGACUUUUCGAAUGUCUGAUGCGUUUUCCCACUAGUUCGGGGAAACACAGGGGCAGUGGGUGGAUAAUAUGCCGGGCAGUACUUGAGCUGCCACCUGAAACGUUGGUGGCUGUGGCGACGGAUAAUAUCGGUAGCCGUACUUUGCUUGAUCCGCUCCUAGGUGCGUCCUCAGCAGGAACAGAGCUAGGGGCAGCGACCAUAGAACGAAGGGAGAGAAGCGAGGGUGGUGGUCGGACAGCAGAAAAUCGGGGCGAAAAGAGCAAGAAGAGGAAGACCUCAGAUCCGCACAGAGAUGAAAUAAACUCGAGUCUGGCGGAUCGGCUCGCCCAGAGAUUGCAGGGUCACUACGCGUCCCUGGCCGCACAUCCUGUUGGCUUCCACAUUUUGACCAAGUGUUUUUCUUCGAGCGGAUUGAGUUUGGAAUGGAAAAAGAAUGUGGUCCAAGAGUUGAUAGACGCCGAGAGUCGCCUGGCCGGAGGCCAUUUCGGUCGGCGGGCUUUGCGGGAGGUCGGGGUGUCGCUAUACCGAGUAAAUCAAGCGAAAUGGGAGGAGGCUCAGAAAGAAGGGGAGAGGAAGAAAGAGG
Messenger RNA from Nannochloropsis gaditana CCMP526, 1381 nucleotides. RefSeq lists its product as uncharacterized. Gene Ontology annotation, cellular component: 90S preribosome; preribosome, small subunit precursor; nucleolus. Gene Ontology annotation, biological process: endonucleolytic cleavage in ITS1 to separate SSU-rRNA from 5.8S rRNA and LSU-rRNA from tricistronic rRNA transcript (SSU-rRNA, 5.8S rRNA, LSU-rRNA); endonucleolytic cleavage to generate mature 5'-end of SSU-rRNA from (SSU-rRNA, 5.8S rRNA, LSU-rRNA); ribosomal small subunit export from nucleus. The transcript has a single exon. Gene Ontology annotation, molecular function: RNA binding. The annotation marks the transcript as partial. The record is from RefSeq and is a predicted model, not a curated record.